AUGGAUUCAACAAAUCCUUAUGAAACUUUCAACUACAUGUUUGGAAGCGGUGCAACCGAGCCCCAGGGUUUAGCUGCCCCGAGUGCUCACCACCUCCAACAACAGCAUCACCAUCUCCAACCGCUGACUUCUAAAGUCACGCUAGAAGAUGUCACUGGGUUUGGCCAAACUCACAACUCUGCUGAUUUUCACCACCAACACGCGAACCAGUUAAGCAUGACGGCAGCGGGACCCACUACCACAACCGUUUCUGUUUCUUCAAAUGUGGCCGAUCUUCAAAAUCCCUUCAAUCUUAACGGUCUUUCUGCAGUAGCCACGACUAUACCACAGAAUUAUCAAAGCAAUAUCAUUGCCAAUGGUGGCAGAGACUCAGGUAGCAGUAGCAGUAGUAAUAGCAGCUCAGGUAGCGGUAGUAACACAAUCAACUCAAACUCUAGCAUUCUCAGCAACAGCUCCAACCCCAACACCGGCUCGGCAGGCAACCCAUUUCUUUCAGUCACGACACCUGCGCAAGCAGUAUCGCAAUCAUUGAUGGUUAAUGGAGGAUAUACAGAGACUUCAAAUAAUAAUCAAUUUUCUUCUCAGCUUUCAAGUUCUUAUGGAAACACUUUGACGCUGCCGCUUGAGUCUGCGCAGCCCGUAGCUGGAGAUGCUGGCUAUUCGUAUGCUUCUGGCUUGUUGUCAUGGCAACACCACAAUGAAAACGCGCUGGCGUCUCACCAAAAUAAUAAUAGCCACCACUCGCAAGAGCAACAACAAGACCAGCACCAUCAGCGUAAGUCUUAUGUAAUGAGAUCCCGUGCAGACCCUAACCCGAUAACCGUUUUUUCUUUAGAAACGCCGCACCACCACCAGCUAUCUCCCGCCACUACUGCCUCCGCCACAACGACCCCCACUACAAAUGUCAAUCUCGCAACGGCCGCUGCAGCCGCAGCUGCAAAUGCUCUAGCCCUGGGCUACGCGUCCCGCGUCACACAAUCUCUCAACAACCACCCGUUGAUUUCUUCUUCUGCAUCGUCACAAGCACCGGCUUCGGAGUCCGGGCUUACUGCUACGCAACUUCGUCAGCAACAGAUUGACCUUGAAAACAGAGCGUUACUGGGAUCCCUAAUGGGUUCAUCAACAUUUUCUCAUUCAGAUGAAAUCCCUCCAUCAAUUGACUCUACAUCAUCCCAGUCUACAGCUGAAUCUACUCUAGCUAGCUCAAACCAGUUCUCGAUUAUGCCUAACUCAAACUACUUUAAUAUCUCUUUGGCUAAUCAAUAUCCCGAUCUUCAGUCUCAACAAAAGCAGCAGCAGCAGCAAAAUCAAAAUCAAAAUCAAAAUCAACAGCUGCAAAAACAACAGUCAUCUAUAAGUCAUGCUUUUGAUUUGUAUCAACAACAGAUGUAUGAUUCCACAAUAAAUCUCAUGGAAAAUAGUCCGUCAAUGCCAAUAAUAAUAAGCGAUGAUAUGGAUCCAUCAAUUGACACGGAAAAUGGUUCUACUUUUUCUCCCCAGUCAUUAGAACAGGCACUUAAACUUCAACCGAUAGCUAAAAAACGAACCCUCCCUGAACCUGAGAGAGACCCAUACCCUUCCAAAAAGCUCAAGUCCAUGUCUACAGAUCUUUCGGAAUCGUCGCGUGUAAUUUUUGAGUCCAAGCCUUUGGCCGAUCAAAUCAAACUUCGAUUUCAAGCAGUGUUUAUGACUUACAUUAAAAUGGGUUCAGUAGCUGAACUUGUUGAUCGGUUUUCUAAGCUUCUACUAGAAAUCGACACGUCAGGUGACCAGAUUCCAGACCCAGACCCAUUUUCGAUUGCAUUUGAGGUUGCGCUAGAAAACAACCUUGAAUUGUUUUGGACCGGUAUGCGGUCUCAAAGCCUUGUUAUUACACGGUGUCGUGUUUGGAUUGCUAAGCUGUUCAAAGCACGCCACUGGGACCAAGCUACAACAAUUCUAAACGCAUUAUUGAAAAUGUCAUUGACACAGUCUCAUUUGGAGACGUUUAAACUUUCUAGAUUACUACUGAUCAUUUGCAAGAAAAACGAGAAUCCAGCAGCUCGGAAGGCUGCAGAAAUGUUAUUACAACGUGCUGAGCAACUAACUGAGCUCAAUUCAAGACCUUCCCAAAAUGGUAUUUCUGGAAGUCCACUAGCUUCUGCUUCAGAUAUACUUAAAGCUGCUUCAUCUCGUAGUAAAAGAUUAUCUCCUUCACCAGGUCCCACUGCAACCAAAGUUAAUUCCACCAAGCCGCUUCAACCAAUUGAACCCAUAACCAGUAGCUCUCGCAAACGAGCCAAAGCUGAAUCUACAGUCACUAGCAACACAGUCCCAGCAGCUCCAAGUACUACAUCUACAGCUACAUCUGCAUCUAGAAAAAGACUUCCUACUAAAGAGAUUAAUAAGAAAGCUCCUUUAAAUUCUGCAAUGACGCUCAAGACAAAAUCCUCGACAAGUACUGCAGCGUCUUCUCCCACAUCUUCGUCUCGCACUUUUACAAUCCCAAGACGAUCACAAACAACUGCCGAAUCAAAACCUGCUACAACUGUUACUGCAACAUCUUCAGCUUCAGCUUCAUCGUUAUCAUCUUCAUCUGCACCCGCUCCAACCAGUCUAGCAUCUUCCUUUUUUAAAGCACUUAAGCCCCAUAAGGCAUCAGCACCCCUUUCUUCUAAGCCAGCUCCUACCUCAACAUUUUCUUUGCAAAAUCACUUGAAAAUUAUUCGGGGGGCGGCCAAAAAACCUGAUGUUAAAGAAGAGGAAAAAGAGGAUCGUAAUAGUUCUAGCAAUAGCAAUAGCAAUAACUCGAGUAGUAAUGGCACCAGUAGUACCACGUUGCGCAAAAAGCGAAAGCGUGUUCACUGGAAAGAAGAUGAUAAUUUGGUUCAGGUCAAGGAAUUUUAUCUUGAUCCCGAAGAGGCUGCUGCUAAGCGGUCUGCACUUGGCAUGAAGCCUUUAGAUUUUAAUGAAGCCAAGAAUGCAUUUGCAAUGUUCCGUGAGACUCCUGAAAAUGUGGAAAUGAUAGAAUGGUAUACGCCAGUUCCUUUUGAGGAUUACCCCGGAUGUGAAGAUGUUUCAAUCCCGCGUGGUGGCAGACGACCAGUUGAAAGCUAUGAAGCUGAAAUUCAGCGACGUGCCGAAGAAGAAAGGCUAAUUGCUAUUUAUCUUAAUGAUUCUCAAAUUCCAGAAACCCCCAACGAGUCUCUAGUGGACCGAACCCAGCCCAGCGAUGAUACUUCAGAAACUAAAAUCAUUCCCCUUGCUGAUGAACUUGCAAGCCACCCACUUCUCAAUGGCGGCAGCCCUGUAAAUGAUGACGACGAUGAUUACGACCCUAGUGCGUUCUCAUUACGGCAAGCAUCAUCAACACCUAAUCCAGACAUGGAUGCAAUUAAAUCUCUUUUGGAUGGGCUUAAAAAGACGGUGGGCACAAGUAAUGGUGGUGGUGGUAACAAAAACGUGGGCAAUAAUAACACCUGGUCUGGUAACCAGGCUCCCCCUAUCCCAGCAGAAGCUCUUUUAACACAUUUAACACCUUUCUUAAACAAUGGCCCCAAAAAUUCGACAGAUAAUGGAACCCCGUCACCCGAAAAAAAGCAGUCGCGGUGGGUCAAUAAUAACUCGACGCUGACGCAAAAGCACCUAGAACUUCGGUCUAAAGAUGUGCGACCCUUCGUUCGCAGCGACCAAACGACAAUGGACAAAUGGAAAUUCCCUUGUCAUUUCUUUAAAGACCACUGUGACAACGGUGAUCAAUGCACAUAUUUGCAUUUACCUAAUUGA
Magnusiomyces paraingens is the source of this 3765-nucleotide messenger RNA. RefSeq lists its product as uncharacterized. The transcript has a single exon. Lineage: Eukaryota; Fungi; Ascomycota; Dipodascomycetes; Dipodascales; Dipodascaceae. Bases 1 to 3765 code for a protein of 1254 amino acids. The record is from RefSeq and is a predicted model, not a curated record. Gene Ontology annotation, molecular function: metal ion binding.